CCAAGAUGGCGGCCACGGCCAGUCCCGCUUCCUUCGAGGCGGCCCCGCGCAUCCUGCGGCUGGUGGCCGAAUGCAGCCGCUCCAGGGCGCGGGCCGGCGAGCUGCGGCUGCCUCACGGAUCCGUGGCCACGCCGGUGUUCAUGCCCGUGGGGACCCAGGCCACCAUGAAGGGGAUCACCGCCGAGCAGCUGGACGCGCUAGGUUGCCGCAUCUGCCUGGGCAACACUUACCACUUGGGCCUGAGGCCGGGUCCCGAGCUGAUCCAGAAAGCUCAAGGCCUGCACGGCUUCAUGAAUUGGCCCCAUAACCUGCUCACGGACAGUGGCGGCUUCCAGAUGGUGUCCCUGGUGUCGCUGUCCGAGGUGACAGAGGAAGGUGUCCGUUUCCGUUCCCCCUUCAAUGGCGAGGAGAUGCUGCUGAGUCCUGAGAGGUCCUUGGAGAUACAGAAUGCGCUGGGCUCCGACAUCAUCAUGCAGCUGGAUGACGUGGUGAGCAGCACCGUUACUGGACCACGGGUGGAGGAAGCUAUGCACAGGUCCAUCCGUUGGCUGGACCGCUGCAUCGUGGCUCACAAGCGACCAGACAAGCAGAACCUCUUUGCCAUCAUCCAGGGCGGGCUUGAUGCUGAUCUUCGGGCCACCUGUCUGGAAGAGAUGACUAAGAGGGACGUGCCCGGCUUUGCCAUUGGUGGCUUGAGCGGAGGCGAGAGCAAGGACAAGUUCUGGAAGAUGGUGGCACUGAGCACCUCCAGGCUGCCUAAGGACAAACCCCGAUACCUCAUGGGGGUCGGUUAUGCCACCGACUUGGUGGUCUGUGUGGCCCUCGGAUGUGACAUGUUCGACUGCGUUUUCCCCACGAGGACUGCGCGCUUUGGCUCCGCCCUGGUGCCCACCGGAAACCUGCAGCUGAAGAAGAAGCAGUUCCAGAAGGACUUCGGGCCCAUAGACCCCGAGUGUGGCUGCCCCACCUGCAAAAAGCACAGCCGGGCCUUUCUGCACGGACUUCUCCACAGUGACAACACAGGGGCGCUGCACCAUCUUACAGUGCACAAUAUUGCAUACCAGCUGCAUCUGAUGAGCUCAGUCCGCACCAGCAUCCUGGAGAAGCGGUUCCCCGACUUUGUGCGGGAUUUCAUGCGCACCAUGUAUGGGCACCCAACCCUCUACCCCUCCUGGGCCAGGGAAGCGCUGGCAUCGGUGGGCAUCACCCUGGAGGAAGCCGAUGGAGACAGCACAGGGCCGCGGCGGGAAGGAAUGAAUGGAAGAAAUUGAUUGACUCAUUUUUUUUUU
Molecule: messenger RNA, 1289 nt
Organism: Suncus etruscus (white-toothed pygmy shrew)
Lineage: Eukaryota; Metazoa; Chordata; Mammalia; Eulipotyphla; Soricidae
Gene: QTRT1
Product: queuine tRNA-ribosyltransferase catalytic subunit 1
Exons: 10
Coding region: 6-1271 (421 amino acids)
Cellular component (GO): cytosol
Molecular function (GO): tRNA-guanosine(34) queuine transglycosylase activity
Source: RefSeq, a predicted model, not a curated record